Molecule: messenger RNA, 1652 nt
Organism: Galendromus occidentalis (western predatory mite)
Lineage: Eukaryota; Metazoa; Arthropoda; Arachnida; Mesostigmata; Phytoseiidae
Product: choline-phosphate cytidylyltransferase B
Exons: 7
Coding region: 145-1260 (371 amino acids)
Biological process (GO): CDP-choline pathway
Molecular function (GO): phosphatidylcholine binding; choline-phosphate cytidylyltransferase activity
Source: RefSeq, a predicted model, not a curated record
UUUGACUCUUGUAAGAAACACGUAUUCAUCCCUCCGAAAGAAAGAAAACUUCUUUCAACUUGUGUUCGCCGAAAGAUAAUCUCGCGCCGUUGAAGGACCUGGAUUUUCCUCAAUAGACUGGGGAGCCGAGAACUACGUCACAGGAUGUCCGAUACGAGCGCCCGGAAACGUAAACAGGGAGAUGACAAUGCGAAAGCCGCAACGCGCAACACCCGUGAAUGGGCACUGUGUACCCCAGCCGCAUUCUCAGACGACCCUGAAGCCAUAGAGGAAAAUGAAGCUUGUGAUUACAGCAUCAGGAUCACCAUGGACAUGGCGAAGGCAGGAGAAGCGCCGCGUACAAUAAGGAUGUACGCUGACGGAAUCUACGAUUUGUUCCACCAAGGGCAUGCUCGCCAACUCAUGCAAGCGAAGUCUAUGUUCCCUAACGUCUACCUCAUCGUUGGCUGUUGUAGCGACGAAAUGACGCACACUAGAAAGGGGAAAACAGUCAUGACGGACUCAGAGCGCUACGAAGCUCUACGUCACUGCCGAUACGUCGACGAGGUUGUACGGGACGCCCCAUGGGUACUCACCGAUGAGUUCUUGGAAAAGCACAAAAUCGAUUUCGUUGCACACGACGACCUGCCGUACGGCUCAGUGGGCAACGAUGAUCUAUACAAAUUGAUAAAAGAGAAAGGAAUGUUCGCCCCAACGCAGAGAACGGAAGGGGUGUCCACGUCCGACCUGGUUGCGAGAAUUGUUAAAGACUACGAUCUCUAUGUGAGGAGAAACCUCGACAGAGGCUACUCCGCAAAAGAGAUGAACGUCUCUUUCAUAAAUGAGAAGAAAUUCAUCCUGCAAAACAAAAUGGACGCACUUAAGAAGAAAGGCAACGACUUUGUCGAAAACCUCGGAGAGAAGAAACACGAAAUCAUAACGAAGUGGGAAGAAAAGUCCCGAGACUUCAUUCACAGCUUCCUCGAGCUUUUUGGUCAGGACGGAGCCUUGAACCUGCUUUGGAACGAGAGCAAAGGCCGCAUCCGGAGUGCGCUGUCACCACCGGACUCACCUGUCGCCGCCGACGAUGACGACGACGACGAUGAGGGGACCCAUCACGCGCAGCUCAGCCCAAGAGACGAUGCCGAUGACCGAGAUUCUCCUCCGACGAAGCGAGGACGGAACCUUCAUUCACCGUCGUCGACCAUGAGCGACGAUGCCUACGAUUCCGGGGAAAGCGAUCGAUCAAAGAAUAACGGAAAUCGUAGACGCAAACGAUGAUACGCGGAGUUUUCUGGGCCGAGUGAAGGCUGUUUGAACAGUUUCAGCGACGAGUCCAGUUUCGAACAAAGACAGGUAUACGAAUGAGGCAACGCAUUGCCCUCGACACAUGUACGCAUGGCUCUCGGAGGGUAUUUCUUCACUUUGAGUGCCUUAGUAUUGAGACGAGGCGAGAUUUUAUUUUCUCGUUGAAUAGAGGGUGACCCUGACUGAAAGACUUUCAAACGAAGUUAGUUUUUCUCUUAUAAUACACGUCGAGCAUUUGGUGAGAGUCUAGUGAGAAUUUUCGACCAGACCGGAUGCGACAGCUCUGGGGAUUCAGUUGAGGAUUUCCUGUUUUCCAGUGAAUAUUGUUAAAGACUGAAACGAAAUAAACUGAUGCAAAAACUUUA